CUAAACUAACAAUGUGCAUAUGAAGGUAUAAAUAUAGUUAAAUAAACAUAGUUCAUCCGAAUUGGCAGGUUUUCAGCACCUGUUUAAAAAAAAGAAAAGCAAUUUACUUACUAUAUAUAUGUGGCAAUGUGGGUGAUGGGGUUCCUUCAUUGGCUCACACGUAGGUUAAUUGUCACCCACGAUAGCCUAUCAGAAUGGCUCUUGCAGGUAUUUAAGGCUGGAAUAAUCUACCUGGUGUACGUCACGACUAGGACCGCCUUCACAGCGUGCGCGAGGACAGAAGGUGUGUAGUGUCUUUUUAGCUAUGUGGCUAAUGAAGAAGUGGGCAUGUACAUUAAAAUGCCGAUGUUUUAUUUCCCCCUUAGUAUGCGCAUUGGCUAAUGGAUAUCUGUUUGAGUCAGACUGUCUACUCUUUGUCGGCCGUGGAGCCUUCUCUUGCGCAUGUGUUAUUCUGCAUGGUCCGCUGUGAGCGGCACUACAACUCGCGUGGCGAAACGAUUCGUCUGGAAAAAUUUGACUUUUAAUCAACAUGGUGUUUUUCUCAAAUGUAAUAUUUGCCUGCAGCUCCUUUUACACAGGAAGAAUAGGAAUUCUUCUGAGUCUUUUACCAACUGUGAUGAUUGGCCUAGGGGCAAAGCACAUUUAUGAUUGCCCAAAGCAGCCCAUGGUUCCUGUCUACCUGCUAGUAGGUGGAUUGGUCUGUUUGAUUAUCCAGAUCCUCCCCUACGUCCUUUGCCACCAAUCAGAUGGAGAACCCAGUCCGCUGUGCCGGAUUCUUAAAGCUCUGCUCCUUGCUUUUUGUCCGAUCUGGCUCUUGACAGGUAGUGUUUUUAUAUACGAGGCAUAUGAACCAAAAUACGAUUUUCGUCUGUCUUCUGACUACUGUGAGAGGAUCAUCUACAAGUUUGCUUUCUGGAUUACAAAUGCUAUAUACCUUACUAUCCUAAUAACACUGCUCAGAUUCGGUUGCAGCCAGCUCUUAAAAUUAUGUACCAAAAGAAGGAAGUGCCACAUAAGUACAGUUUCUUGAAAAAGUGCAGUCAGCCAGAGAAUUAACGUCUUUACCUUUGGACUUAUGCUUGUUAUAAAAAGUACAUGUAAAGAGUUUAAAAGCCACACAAUGGUGGCCAAAAGUAUUAAGAUGAUAUAUACUGUACCAUGUAUUAUAGGUAUAGGUCUCUACCCAACCAAAUCCUGCAGGUUUUAAAGAAUAAAGGACGUCAUACUAAAUA
Molecule: messenger RNA, 1232 nt
Organism: Clarias gariepinus (North African catfish)
Lineage: Eukaryota; Metazoa; Chordata; Actinopteri; Siluriformes; Clariidae
Product: transmembrane protein 272-like
Exons: 6
Coding region: 530-1030 (166 amino acids)
Source: RefSeq, a predicted model, not a curated record